AUGGGGACUCAGCUGUCGGCGCUGAAGGUCGCACGGACCGAGGCGAUCGAGCGCGGGGGCUUCGCCCACAUUGAAACAGCUGAGGCCUCUGUGCUUCGCCAGGAGGAGAAGCGAGGCAAUGAAAAAAACAGAGAACCAUCUGCCUUCCAGGUUUGCAGUCGUUUGGUGCGGGGCUCGAUUCACAAGGACUACGACGUGUCUUGUCGGGUGGUGGGGCAGGGGGCGAGCGGCUUGCUUUACGCAGCGCGAAGCAGAUUGACUGGGCGCGAAUGCUGUGUGAAAUUUUUCCAGAAAGCAGGCGCAUGCAGGCCGUCCAGGACGGCGAUUCUGAAGAUUCGAAAUGAAGUAAAUGUCCGCGUCAGAGUGGACCAUCCCAACAUCGCCAGGCUGAUCGAAAUCUACGAAGACGAAAAACAGUUGGCCCUCGUGCUCGAGUACUGCCCCGGCGGGGACUUGUUCUCUCAUUUGUGUGACAGAGGCAGGUUCCCUGAACAGACUGCCCGUGUCAUUGUCCAGCAGAUGCUGGCCGUCCUCUGUUACCUUCAUGCCCAUGACGUUGUCCAUCGCGACCUGCGACUUGAAAAGUGGGUGCUAGCGACUCAACACGACGGCAGUGGAUUUCGUUUCCUCGCCGGCCCCGUGAAACUCGUCGACCUCGGAAAUGCCACUGUCUGGAGCAACAAGUCCAAAAAAAUGGACGUGACAUGCGGUGCGCUGGCUUACGCCUCUCCGGAUAUGCUCGUGGGCAGAUACACUCAAGCGUGUGACCUGUGGUCUCUUGGUGUGAUCGCCUACCGACUUCUUUCAGGGCAUUCUCCUUUCCAUGGACGGCAGCAGGCGCUUGUGUCGCAGAUUCUGUCGGGGGCGUACACAACGAACACCUUAGGAUGGAAGGGAGUCUCCAAGGAGGCGCGCGACUUCGUGGAGCGUCUCAUGGACGUCGACCCUGUCCGACGCAUGACGGUCAACGAGGCUCUAAACCACGUUUGGAUUGCUUCUCUCGAGUCAAAGAACGACGUCCCUCUCUCCCUCGACUUCCUUACCGCUGUCGAAAAAUUCGCGAGGUGCAGCAAACUCCGGCGGGCGAACCUGACGAUGAUGGCUUACUCGGUCACAUCUGAAGCAGCUGGAGGUCUCGAUAAGUUGUUCUUCGCAUUUUGCAAGUCGCCGAAAGCAACCCUCGGCCUCGACGAGUUCAUCUCCGCCAUGAAGACGCAGUUUCCAUUCCUUGACAUAGGCCAAGUGGUUAGGCUUUUCCAGGCCAUGGACUCUUCGUGUGAAAACGAGAUAUCGUACAACGACUUCUUGGCGGUGAUGCUGAAACCUCAACUGGAAAAGGAAGAAUUCCUCCUUCUGCACACUUUGCGCAAGUGGGACGCAGACCACUCGGGAUUUAUCUCUUUGGACGACUUGCGCGUUCUUCUUGGAGACCGUUACAGUAACGACGCUCUGGAGGAUAUGAUGCACGACUGUGACAUAAAUGGGGACGGCCACAUUGACUUUGAUGAGUUUAUUGAGGCGGUGCGCAACGAAGACGACUUCGAGUCUGACAGCCGAGAUGGCUAUGCCGACUUCCUAGCAUCACCAGCUGCAGGGCGCCGGGUAGCUAUAGACAAGGAGUUAAAAUGGUAA
Molecule: messenger RNA, 1632 nt
Organism: Toxoplasma gondii ME49
Lineage: Eukaryota; Apicomplexa; Conoidasida; Eucoccidiorida; Sarcocystidae
Gene: CDPK4A
Product: calcium-dependent protein kinase CDPK4A
Exons: 17
Coding region: 1-1632 (543 amino acids)
Biological process (GO): protein phosphorylation
Molecular function (GO): ATP binding; calcium ion binding; protein kinase activity
Source: RefSeq, a predicted model, not a curated record